AUGGCGACCAACUCCCGUCCUAUGACGAUGACUUUGAUGCGAAAUCGAAGUAUUGACGAUUUCAAUGAGCAGGUCGUGAAUAUGCUGGAUGAAGUCGAGAAACGGGGAGCCGCAUCAAUGCUUGAACAGAAAAGAACAAAUUUUGGACUGCUGAACAGCGUCAGUGUCACGACUGUACUACUCGACUGUCAGGUGACCGUGAAGACAUUACUGCAAUCACUAAUCGUCUCGCCGCCCGGACAAAAACUGUUG
Messenger RNA from Ostertagia ostertagi, 252 nucleotides. The record is from the annotation of a GenBank genome assembly. Lineage: Eukaryota; Metazoa; Nematoda; Chromadorea; Rhabditida; Trichostrongylidae.